Messenger RNA from Dipodomys ordii (Ord's kangaroo rat), 411 nucleotides. RefSeq names its product chromosome unknown open reading frame, human C20orf85 (gene Cimip1). Lineage: Eukaryota; Metazoa; Chordata; Mammalia; Rodentia; Heteromyidae. The transcript is spliced from 4 exons. The coding region runs from base 1 to 411 and encodes 136 amino acids. The record is from RefSeq and is a predicted model, not a curated record.
AUGGCGCAGAAACCCAUGAGCACCUUGGCGGCCGAGCGCUUGAAUUUCGUGGCCCAGGACCAGAUCUGGAGAUACCGACUGCGGGCUGAGUCGGAGGCGCGUCAGAAUUGGAACCAGAAGUGGGGGUUUCUGACCACGCCCUUCGAGGAGUUGAUCAGUGGAGAAGCCCCUCCCACCCCAAAGCCCAAGAUCGAGCUUCCGGAACGCUUCCGCAUCCGGCCCGUGACCGACGUGCACAAGUACAUCAAGGUGCUGCCUUCGCCCCCCGUCCCCCAAACCACCCAGGGCUUCAUCGGCUGGCGGUCGGGGGUGCCGGGCCUGAACACGAGCCUGGAGCUCGACAGCGAGAUCCGCAGCUGCAAAGGCACGUACGCCCGGGAGCUGCGCUGGCCCCAGCAGGGCAUCCACUGA